AUGUGCAGUGGAACAGAGAGGAGAAAAGUUACUGGGAACGAACACUCUCCCCUUUGCCUAAGGCCUGAUCAGCUGAUGAUAGGAAGCCGGUGUGACUCAUCCUCAUCUGAAUUAUUCACUUAUUCCUGCGCGAAGCCCGUGGAGUCUUUGGAGUGUCAAGGAGGUGAAGCUCAAGCUUCAAGAAAGACUCCAGUAAUUGUUAAAUGUGGGAAGAAAAGGUCUUCUAUAAGACUAGUUGAGGAAGAUGUGAGGGGUGAAGCACAGACUAUGCUGGAAAGAUUUGGAGCUGAAAUUAAAAGGAUUCUUCUUGCAAAGAGAAAAAGAUUAGAAAUGUAUACUGAGACUUCCCUCAAAAACAGGAACCAGAAAAUUGAAAAUAUUUGGAAAACAAAAUAAGAGCAAAAAGAACUUAACCAAGAGUAUUCUCAGAAGUUUCUUACUAUGUUUCAGCAGUGGCAUAUAGAUGUACAGAAAGCUGAGUGACAUGACGAAAAAGUAGUUAAUAUGUUUUGAGAGCAACAAAAGAAUUUUCAACAAUUUAGUAUUAUUCAGAGCCAGAGACAUACCAUCAAACAGUUAUACGAGCAGUACAUAAAGAGUAUGGAAGAUUUGGAGAAGAAGCAUGAAAGUCUUUGUAAUAGUCCACAAAAUGAACUUAGGAAAAAAAUGGCUUGAUGCAAAAAAAAAAAAAUUAUGAUCGAUAUUCAGCAGCAAGAGAUGGCAAGUGUUCGAACGUCUCCUCAGUCCAUGUUAUUCUGA
Orycteropus afer afer is the source of this 759-nucleotide messenger RNA. The record is from RefSeq and is a predicted model, not a curated record. NCBI's taxonomy places the organism in Eukaryota, Metazoa, Chordata, Mammalia, Tubulidentata, Orycteropodidae.